UCUCUCCACACCAGCUCUGAGUGGAUGCUCAGCAGGGGUGUUUCAGAUAUUAGCGCGCUGUGGGGGGCAACGGCUCAGGGACUUCUACCAUCCAGACACAACGAGCCGUCAGUGAGGAGGAAUAUGGGCAAAUCCGAAAGUCAAAUGGAUAUCAUGGAGAAAUCAAGUAAACCAGGAAAGCGUCGUUGGACUUUUGCAGAAAUCGGUCUGUCCGUCCUGCUGCUGUUGGUCAGCUGUGCCUUGGCCGGGCUGGUAGUUCUCUACACAUCGGUUGUGAAAGAACAAUCUAACAAGAAGAGUGUGUCGAGGAGCUCAACAAUUGAAGGCCAGCUGUUACGCAACAACCUCAACAGUGUGUGCACAACUGCAGACUGUGUUACUGCAGCUGCUCGGCUCCUGCGGAACAUGGAUAAUUCUGUGGAGCCUUGUGCUAAUUUUUACCAGUAUGCUUGCGGGGGUUGGCUGGAGAGACACGUUAUCCCAGAGACGAGCUCCCGCCACAGCGUCUUUGACAUUUUGAGGGACAAGCUGGAGAUUGUGCUCAAAGGUGUUCUUGAGACAGAGAAUGAACAGGACAGAAAUGCCAUCAAGAAGGCCAAAGUCCUUUACAACUCCUGCAUGAAUGAGAGCCUCAUAGAGCAGCGUGACGCCCAGCCGCUCCUGAAGCUCAUCGAGAGUAUCGGAGACUGGCCGGUGGCGUCAGAUGCCUGGAACGCCACUACAGAGGAAGCAUGGAGCCUUGAGGAUACGCUGGCAAAGCUUACUGCUCGUUUCCACAAGAAGGUUCUGCUGGACAUGUACGUGUGGACGGACGACCGAGACUCUCGGCGCCACAUCAUUUAUAUUGACCAACCAGGACUUGGAAUGCCAUCCAGAGACUAUUACUUCAAUGAUGGAAACUACAAAAAGGUUCGAGAGGCGUAUCUACAUUUCAUGGUUUCUAUCGCGAAGAUAACCCGAGAGGACAGGAACUUGACUCAGGAUGAUGACCGCGUGUGGGAGGAAAUGAUGCAAGUGCUGGAGCUGGAGACAGACAUCGCCAAUGCCACAUCACCAGCAGAGGAGCGCCAAGAUGUCACUGUUCUCUACUACAAGACGACACUCGAAGAGCUUCAGAGCACUUUCAGCUUUAAUGGUUUUAACUGGACACAAUUUAUUCAAGGCGUGCUGUCCAGUGUGUCCGUAGAGGUGCAGCAAGAGGAGGAGGUGGUGGUUUACAGCUCCCCUUACCUUGAGAAGAUGAACAACAUUCUCUCCAAACACAGUGUCAGAACUAUGCAGAACUACCUCACCUGGCAGCUCAUCAUUGACAGAGUUAAUAGCUUAAGUCGGCGUUUCAAAGACGCCAGAGCCCGUUACAGAAAGACUCUCUAUGGGACCACUGUGGAGGAUGCUUGGUGGCGAGAAUGUGUCCGUUAUGUCCAGAGCAGCAUGGAGAACGCAGUUGGAGCUCUGUAUGUGCGUGAAACCUUCGCUGGUGAAAGUAAACAAAUGGUCAGCGACCUUAUCGGUAAGAUCCAGAAAGCGUAUGUGGAAACACUGGAGGAGUUGAGUUGGAUGGACUCUCCCUCAAAGGAGAAGGCAAGAGAGAAGGCCAUGGCAAUCAAGGAGCAUAUUGGCUAUCCAGAUCAUAUUCUGCAGGAGAGCAACCAGAAGCUCGACCAGGAGUACACGCAUCUGAAUUUUAGUGAAGAGCACUACUUUGAAAACAUUCUCGAGAACCUCAAGUCUGAAGCACACAAGAGUCUGAAGAAGCUCCGAGAACCAGUUGACCCUGACUUGUGGAUCAUUGGUGCUGCUGUGGUGAAUGCAUUCUACUCACCCAACAGAAACCAGAUCGUGUUCCCAGCAGGAAUCCUGCAGCCGCCUUUCUUCAGUAAACAUCAGCACCAGGCCCUUAACUUUGGUGGAAUAGGAAUGGUCAUCGGACAUGAGAUCACACACGGAUUUGAUGACAACGGGCGUAAUUUUGACAUGGAUGGUAAUAUGCUAAACUGGUGGAGUAAUUACUCUGCUGAGCAUUUUAAAGAGCAGUCCCAGUGCAUGGUGCAACAAUAUGGCAACUUCAACUGGAAGCUAGCGGGUGGACAAAACGUCAGUGGAAUCAGCACUUUGGGGGAGAAUAUUGCAGACAAUGGAGGCGUUCGUCAAGCAUAUAAGGCUUAUCUAAAGUGGGUGGAGACGGAGGGGGAGGAGCCUCAUCUACCUGGUCUAGACAUGAAUCACAAGCAACUUUUCUUUCUUAACUUUGCCCAAGUGUGGUGUGGUGCUUAUCGGCCUGAGUAUGCCAGCCAGUCCAUCAAGACUGACUCGCACAGUCCCUUGGAGUACAGGGUGCUUGGAUCUCUCCAGAACUUCGAAGCCUUCUCAGAAGCUUUUCAAUGCCAAAAGGGCAGUCAAAUGAACCCCGAGCGGAAGUGUCGUGUCUGGUAGAAAGUUUUACAAUCGAGAAAUGUAUUUCUUGACUUGUUCAACUCAUAUCAAAAGAACAAGUUGUGCUCCUUAAACCCGCAGAGACAUGCUGCUUAUUUCCAAUUCAUUUGAGGAUGUGAUGUUGUCACAAUGGAUGUCAUCCUGGACUACGUCCUAGUUUCAAAACUUGAAGCCCAUAUACAUUUAGAAUACAUAGAAUAAACUUGCUAAAGUAUCUCCUCAAAUUUGAAGUGUUGUCUCUGGAUGAGUAGAUCACUUGUUCUGUUUUUUGCUUUGUCCCACGGCAGACGAUGAGUGGGUACAUGAAUAAAAAGGCUACAUGGAAAACGGAGACCUUGAGAAAAAAAGGUUGAAGCUUUUACGGCUGGCUUUAAAUGCUUGGCCUGCCUUUCUUGAAUUAAUCUUUAAAGAAAUCUCUCGUGCAGAUCUUUGUGAUUUAUCAAGUAUUAUUUGGCAAAGAGCUGCCUUUGUUGUCUUUCCUCUGAUGUAUUGUUUUCCAGACAGUCUGUCACUUCAGAAGAAACAAUAGUGAACAAAUCUAACUCUGACUGAAGAGUAUGAAAUAAAUGGAAGCUCUGGGCUUUGUCGAAGUAGAGCUACAAUAGAAUUAGUCACACUCUAAGAGUUUGUUCAUUUACUGUUACACGAAACAAAUUACCUAAAGACUUUAAGACUGUUAAAUCUUUGCAGCUUCAACCAUGAAUUAACAUUCUAAGAAAGCUGCGGCUUUCAACAUUUGUACACAAAAAAAUGUACAAAGCUAUUAAGUACUUUUUGGAGGAUCAUCUUUUUUCUAUGUUUCUUUUUCAUGUCCUGCAAAUGAUUGUUGCUCAGUACUCACUGCAGAAAUGUAUACGUAUGUCAUGAAAGCUUUCCGAUGAGAAACCAUAUUCCAGAUGUUUUGAAAAAUACUGGUGGCCUGCUGAUUUUUUUAGCUUGUGAGAAAACACGUGUUGGGGAUGUGAUAAUGAUAAAAACAAACAAUGUAUAUCACAUUAUUGCAUUAAUAGUUAGUGCCAAGUUUAGAUACAGGUUUGGUUAAACAGUCGGUUCGGUGUUGUGUGUUUGAGCUCGUUCGCUCUCUUUUUUCUGCUUCCACACAUUCAACCUUUUACCAGAUUUUGUCAUAAAAAACUCCUAACGUGUCAUUUGUUAGAUUACAAUGGCAUUUCCCUACUUUAUAGAAUAUUACACUAUCUGCUUGUAUCAUAUAUGUAAGUUUACAUUUCAGUCGACAUGGUGAUCGAUGUGUAGACAAACUAUUAUUUCCUUCACUACACAAUCUCCUGAGAAAAGAGACACAAACACACCGUGAUAACAAGACUUUUAGCCUCUGGUAAAGCCAAUUACAUGCGAAGGGAGAAGAAGACCCUCCCAUACACACUCACACAUGAACAGGCAGCAGAUGAAGUGCUUUGUCCUCUGAUGUCGCAUUGAUCAGUGCUGUGUAAGAUUAAAGGAUGAAGUGCAGUGUGCUGAAGCGUGGUGACCGCUGCAGUCGAGCCACGAGCCCACGGGCAGACACACACUGAAGUAUGGGGCUUGUCAUUAAAGAGAUGGCCAGGGCCAGGACUGUUAUUUUCUACCUUUAUUAACAAGUAAUGACAGGAGAAUCAAAGCCGAGCAGAACUCAUGAGAGAGGCACUGGCGGCAGGAAGACACCGUUUUUGUGCUGAAGAGAGCCUAUAAACACAGCCCGAAAAACACACACACACACACACACACACACACAAAUCCAGUUCUGGAUGUUUGCUUGUCAUCCGUCACAUUCAGGAUGCCUUGGUAAACACGACUUUUAGGUCUCAACAGAGGCCGCUGAAUUGAAUGUGUAUAUUGAAGCUUUACUGUAUAUGAAAGUCUGUCUCGCAGUUUUUGCAUAUUGGCAGAUGUUGUCAGCAGAAAAUAGUUUUUAGUUUGACUCAGAAUGUAAGUGGUGAUUGUGUGACGCCAUCUUAAAGCGUGACAUUUUGAGAGUAAAGCAUUUAGAUGAGAAAAUGUAUACCACUCUCAUGUCUGCUUCUUUUUUUAUUUGAUGAAGCUAGAGACAGCAGAUGGUUAUAUUAGCUUAGCAAAACAACUAGAAACACGGUCUCUACAAGGCAGCUGGAUUCUUGCAAUGUAAUUGUGAUGUGCAAAUUGCGGGAUCAUAUAUCACAUAAAAAUCCAACUUGCCAGGCUUCAAGUAACGCGCUUGUGUUCGGGAAGCCAGAACAAGGACCAAUCUGUGUCUACUGGCCGCUCUGGGCGCGGCGAGACGACAGAGAGGCAACUGUUCAUUCUCAACAACAACGCCGUCUCCUAAAGAUGUUAACCUAGAUGCUGCAAUAGCAUCAGUUACAUUAGAACGGGAGAAUAUGUCGUUAUUGGAAUAGCAGCAAAGAAUGAUGCUGAAGGCUUUUCUCAAUGGGAAAAAUAUAUUUGCUUUUCAGUAACAAACCACGUGAAGAACCAGAACAGAAACUUUAGAUUUUGGCAUUGACAAAAAACAAACUGAAUGAAAAAAAAGUAAAUGGUGGCAUUGAAAUACUUAGAAGCAUUGCAUUGAGAACCAUCAUAACGCCAGUCAAAGUAAACAUUGACAAGAAACUGUCAGCGCAAAAGAAGACGAAGAAGAUAAAGAAAAACAAUUAGAAGACAAUCAAUGAAAAGCCAUGGUCACAAAAUCUACAAGUGUGUUCAAUAUGUAUUUAACGAUUGGAUACUUUUGAAAUAUCAGUAUUUCUUUUUUGUGCCAAUACAACAUUUCAAUGCCAAAAUGAAAGUCACUGUCUUGGCUCCAUACAGGUCUGGUUCUCUUCAACAAUAACAAAAAUCUGCCUUCCGGUAACAUAAACUGUUCCUCCCCAAACAAUACAAAGUGUUUAUACAACCACCUCCCAAAUGCUGCUCUCCUCUUAAAACGAUGGCAUAAUAGAGCCAUUGUAGGUUAAAUACACAAUUAGGGAGCCAGGGGAGAGGGGUCAAACAUUUACAAAAAUAUAUAUAUAUUUCCUGGUAUUAAAAUCACAAAUUUUAGAGAAUGUUUAAUUAUUUUAUUUUUUUAUAAAACUUUAUCUUGGGCCAUAACGAGCCUGGAGAAGAGACAUUAUCCACUUAUACUAGUUUGGGGUGAACUAUUUCUUUAAUAUGUUGCAUCUCAAUUGUAUAUCGAUCAAUUUGAACCAAAGCCAAACUAAAAAGAAGAAUUUGCCUUAUAUGCUGGACUAAUUUAAGUUGAAUACUUACAGACUAAACAGGUUGAUUUAGUUUCCAGUGCACUGAAUCAGGAUAGCUGUUUCCCUGUUUCCAGCCUCAGUGCUAAGCUAAGCUAACCGGCUGCUGGCUGCAGUCUUAUUUUUAGCAGUCAAAACAAUCGAGAGUGGUGUCAGUCUUCUCAUCUCACUCUCCUCCAGAAAGAAAGCUUCUCACUCCAAAUGUCAAACGGUAAAAUUAUAAAUCGUACGGUACGGAUUGGUCCUGGGUUUGAAGGGCAACAGCUUAGACUCCUUAUUUUUAUCUCGUUAUCCUAAAAGGAGUAAAACUGUUAAAAAAUGGUGACUGAACAUUAAAGGGUACAUUAGAUACAAUGUGUUAUUGUUGAUACUUGAUGUUCUGUACUGCAGUAUUUUCAUAUAAAGGAUUUCAAAUUAGGUAAGAAAGGAAGCGUACACGUCUUCCCUUAGUUCUUGCUUCACAUUUACGUACAUGGUGAACUUGUGUUGUUUUCAAAUUACCAGCCAAGUACAAAUACAUUAUUGUUAUAUUUGAACAUGUUUAAUCUAUAUACCCAUCAAAAGAGUUUUAUUUAUCUACAUAAAUAUUUAUGAACUAUGAUUGUUGCUUUGCAAAAAUGUAGACGUUAAAAAUGUUGAUGUUGGCUGCUAUGUAAUUAUCUAGAUUGCAUUAAAGUGUCUCAAAUGCUA
Molecule: messenger RNA, 6335 nt
Organism: Pseudoliparis swirei
Lineage: Eukaryota; Metazoa; Chordata; Actinopteri; Perciformes; Liparidae
Gene: mmel1
Product: membrane metallo-endopeptidase-like 1
Exons: 24
Coding region: 25-2433 (802 amino acids)
Biological process (GO): protein processing
Cellular component (GO): plasma membrane
Molecular function (GO): metalloendopeptidase activity
Source: RefSeq, a predicted model, not a curated record